Messenger RNA from Homarus americanus (American lobster), 3402 nucleotides. RefSeq lists its product as uncharacterized. NCBI's taxonomy places the organism in Eukaryota, Metazoa, Arthropoda, Malacostraca, Decapoda, Nephropidae. The transcript is spliced from 11 exons. The record is from RefSeq and is a predicted model, not a curated record. The coding region runs from base 31 to 3213 and encodes 1060 amino acids.
UUCCUUGCUGAGCCUGUAACACAGUCCAGUAUGGAGUCCAAACAAGAGGAAGACUUACAGUUCUUUGUGGCUACAGAGACCGAUGGACAACGACACACAUUAUUGCGAACACCUCGGUCCAUGCCUCCACGCCUCAGAUCUGCCAGUACGUCUGUGAAUGAAGAUGCUUUCAACAUUCUUAUGGCAGAUGUGUCAGGCUCUAUGUGUUCUUUCUGGUCACAUGUAGUUACAGGCUGGGAGAAUAACAUCAGGAAUAACCUUGAAGGACACACCAAGAUUUUCGUGUUUGACCACUUUGUGAAGUUUGUGCGAUCUGCUAACUACUUAACCCAGGAAGAUUUCUCAAGUGGUGGAACAAAUCUUACUGCAGCAUUAAAAAAAAUUCGAGAAGAAGUAGAUAGUUGUUCUGAAAAAUAUAUACGAGUCUUCAUUAUAACAGAUGGUCACCAUGGAAGUGGAGAACCUUUACCAGACACUGAAAUUAGUCUGAUGAAUGCACCACAAGGCAAGAGAGUCGAUGUAUAUCUCCUUGGUAUUGGAUAUGGUUUUCCUGUCAACUACAGCAUUGACAUACGAUCAUUCAUGCACACUGGAAGUGCUAAUGUACCUUCACUUUUUUGGGCUAAAGAAAUGAAUGAAAUUGAAGAGCAGAUGAGGUCCAUUGGAAAUGAACUAAGUGUUGGAAGAGCAAUUCUCAGUCUGAACUACCAGGGUUAUACACUUCCAGGUUUAGACAAAUCUCUAGUAAUUCAUCUUGGUGAGUGGAAUUACUUUCCUGAAUCCCCAGAAGACCUUCCACCACUAACAGUUAAGGUAAAUGAUGAACCUCCAAAGACAUUACCUAUUGAAAUUAAAGAAAUAUCUGUAAACUUAUUGGUAGACCAGGUGUUCCGUCAAUGGAGCUCUGUUUUACUUCAACAGCACCGUAAGAAGCAGCAUGUUCCUAUACAAACCUUUGACCUCAUGGAGACAUUAUUCAAGAAUGUGAUGAAUAAACUGAAAUCUGAAGUGAGUGAUGGAAAUAGUGUCAAGGAACGGCUUCAGAAGAAAAACUUGAAGAAGUAUGAAGUAGAAUAUGCAACACUCAUGAAUCAGAGCAAGACAGUUAUUGGUAUUGAAGGUAAGUAUCAGAAUGAAAUAGAACUUGCUGAAACCAUCCUAAAGAGUACAGUCACAACUAGAAAAUAUGAUACAAGAAAUUUAAAAAUGAAAGGUCAUGGCCAAGAAGACUAUGGCGAUGACAUUCAAGCUUUCCUUAAAUUAUAUGAGAAAGCCAAACCAAGCAUCCUACAACUGCCACAACCAACACCUGAUGACUGCUGCAGGAUCACCAUGACCUCAACCUUACUGGAUAUGCAAGAUUCAGACUUUCAUUUGCUAUUUGAAGAGAACAAGUUUGACUUUUUAAAAACUUUCACAAUGACAGGGAUUCCAGUGUAUGCACCAGUUCGUGAUGCCUCACAGAUCAACCCAUGGACCUUUGGCAUAAAACAUAUGCUUGUGACACCCUUUACAAUACUUAGUCAGAGAGCUAUUGAAGCCUAUGCUGAGUGUGAUGAAGAUGGGUUUGGAGCUUCAGAUAAAGAUGUAAUACUUCAAAAAAGCGAUGAAAAAACUCGUUUCAAUGCUAUAAUACCUAUUGUGCCUGAGAGUGCUGCUGGGGUCUUAAAACCUCUUGUUCGUUCCAACCUGUAUGCUAUGUUGGCUACAUUUUGUAUCUUGAAAAAUCCUCAUAUUAUUGACCAUAAUGCACACAUUGCUGCUCUAGGCUGUGCUUGGGUGAAAUCAAUAACCGAUUAUCCUCCCAAAGAUCGCCCAGAAUUUGUCCAAGAUCGACUGAAAAAUAUUUUAGCAACAGCUAAAAUAUACAUGGAUCGAGGAGGAAUACUUCGUUAUGUAAAAGCUCUUCUGAAACAUCCCAAGCAGGCUCUGAUGACUGAAAGCACUGAAAUGUUUGAUGGCCAUACCCUCAAAUGUGAAUCAUUCAUAAAGCCAUUGUUCUUCCUUGGUAUGGUAAAGGAUAAACUAACAAUGCCAGAAACAAUAAAUCUUCUGAAACUGAUGUUAGCAGAGUUCAUUGGUCGUUGCCUCUCAAACUACAAGGUUAAUGAAUCAGAGGCCACACCUUACACAGACUUCUUUGCUAGUGAGCUCAAUGAUCCAGUCACAAAGAAGGCUUGGUUGGAAAAACACUCAAAGAAUAUAAUUGAUACUUUCAAGUCGGCCCAGGGUAACCUAGUAGAAAUGUUUUACUCCAUCGAUGACCUGAGAAGUUCCUUUAAGGCUCACAUUUCUACCCUAAUAUCACCCUUAUCUGGGAAGCUUCUUGAAGAAAUAGCUCUAAACAUCAACAUGGAAAAGGUAAAGAAGCUGAGUAAUUAUGGAAGUUGUGGAUAUGUCAAAAUUAAAUCCUUCCAUGCAUGGGCUGAGGAAAUGGGAGUUCCCAAUGAUAGUAUUAAAGAAGCCAGUGACCCAUCACAGGUUCUGCGGUAUGUGAAUGAGGCUCUUCAACAUCAUAGUUCUAAGGAACGUCUUUCAAAAGAUCUUGACACAACUGAAGAAGCCAUGGAAUUUAUCAAGAAGAAAGUAAUUCAAGAAAACACAAAGACUUUGAAGGAAUCUCUGUUAAAAGAGGGUCAGGAGUGUGCUGAAGCAGAGUGGCAUAAGGCUUACACAGUUCUACACAGCCCACUGGUAAUGCCCUUGAAACAGAAGCAGAUAAUAGAAGCAGCUCAGGCCAAAGGGAUAGAAGUCACCGAAGAAACAUUUAGUCGCAUUUACAGGUAUGAUGAGCGUCUGGGAUUACUGCGCAACGCCUGUCAGAUUCCAGGAUGCCCACAUUAUUUGUCCCCGCACAGAAAUUUCAAUCAGCAUCUCGCUGUUGAGCGGGAACAUAAAAACUUCCCUCAUUGUCUUCACUUGAUUUCCCACCAGUUCAGUGAUAAGGACCUAGAUACAGUUGUACAAGAGAUAGUAAAAGGUUCACUUACUGGAAGACAAAAGAGGCGACAACCUUCCGCUCCUGAGCCUUCAUCCCUCAAUCCUCUUCUGGGUGAACUGAAGAACCUUUUGCAAGAAUACUGUACAUCUGAAGGACAAGAUGUUGAGUCACCACAACAAUCGAGCUACAUGAAAAGAAUUGUUGAGUCACUGCAACAACAAGAGGAGAAUAUGAGUGACUCUGAAGACCAGUUUUAUGACUGUGAGACUUAAAGGGUCUUCAUACUUCAAAAUAUUUACAUUCUACUAUCUGUAAGUAUGCAAGUAUAGUGUUGAACCAUGUAUUUUCAUAAUAAAGAAAUAUAUUGUACUGAUCAUGUUGUGAUUUACUUGCAUAUAAAAAUAUGUCUCACUCAUACAAAUAUUUUCUGACAAAAUGGUGUUUAGUUAAGAGUUGAAAGA